This is a messenger RNA of Dryobates pubescens (Downy woodpecker), 5655 nucleotides long. RefSeq names its product RNA binding motif protein 27 (gene RBM27). The transcript has 21 exons. Lineage: Eukaryota; Metazoa; Chordata; Aves; Piciformes; Picidae. Gene Ontology annotation, cellular component: nucleus. The record is from RefSeq and is a predicted model, not a curated record. Gene Ontology annotation, biological process: mRNA processing. The coding region runs from base 123 to 3134 and encodes 1003 amino acids. Gene Ontology annotation, molecular function: metal ion binding; RNA binding.
GCUAGUUCCUGUAGUAGGCCUCAGCGCGGAGAAGGGCCCAGGACGAGCGGCGGGAGCGGGCCGAGCGAGCGGCCAUGGCGGCGGUGGUGUAGAGCUGAGCCGGGCGGAGCAGUGGGGCCACCAUGAUUAUAGAGAACGUGGACGCUCUCAAGUCUUGGCUGGCCAAGUUGCUGGAGCCGAUAUGUGAUGCAGACCCCUCUGCCUUAGCCAACUAUGUUGUGGCACUAGUCAAGAAAGACAAGCCGGAGAAAGAGCUGAAAGCUUUCUGUGCUGAUCAGCUGGAUGUCUUUCUACAAAAAGAAACUUCAGGGUUUGUAGAUAAACUUUUUGAAAGUCUGUACACAAAGAGUUACCUUCCCUCUUUGGAACCUCCAAAAGCAGAAGCAAAGCCUGCAGGUCAGGAAAAAGAAGAAGUCAAGGAGGAGUUGCCUCUGAAGCAGAAUUUCCAAGAGGUAGUGGAAGAAGAGCGGGAGAGCAGGAAGAAGAAGUACUCCAGUCCGCAGAGAAGCCGUACAGAUUCCAGUGAGCAGAGAUCCAGAGACAAAAAGAGAGAUGAUGGGAAGUGGAGGGACUACGACAGGUACUACGACAGGAGUGAGCUGUACAGGGAGAAGUCGAGCUGGCGGCGCGGGCGCAGCAAGAGCCGCUCCAAGAGCAGGGGCCUGAGCCGGAGCCGCAGCCGCAGCCGGGGCAGGAGCAAAGACCACGACGCCAGGAGUGCUGAGCACCGAGAGAGAUCAAAGUUCAAGAGCGAAAGGAAUGAUGUUGAGGUCUCCUACAACCCGGUUGCCGUCUCUCCCAGUAAAUCAUCUGAGCAGUAUUCCGCUGCACAAUCUAUCCCCAGUACUGUCACUGUUGUUGCACCUGCACACCAUCUUGAAAACACAACAGAGAGCUGGUCAAAUUUCUAUAACAAUCACAACAACCCCAGUUCCUUUGGCAGAAACCCUCCUCCUAAAAGAAGAUGUCAAGAUUAUGACGAGCGAGGAUUCUGUGUAUUUGGAGAUCUUUGCCAGUUUGAUCAUGGAAGUGAUCCUUUAGUAGUAGAUGAAGUUUCUUUGCCAAGUAUGAUUCCUUUUCCUCCACCGCCUCCGGGACUUCCUCCUCCUCCUGGUAUGCUCCUGCCCCCUCUGCCAGGUCCAGCUCGGAAUAUGAGGCUACCGGUUCCGCAAGCUCACCCACAGGCACCGCCUCCCGUUGUCCUUCCCGUACCAAGACCCCCAUUAACGCAGUCCAGUUUGAUCAACAAUCGUGAGCAGCCCGGGACAAGUGUGGUGCCCAGCCUGGCACCUGUGGGAGCAAGGCUGCCUCCUCCUCUACCCCAGAACCUGCUCUACACAGUCUCAGAACAUACAUAUGAGCCAGAUGGCUAUAACCCUGAAGCUCCCAGCAUUACCAGUGCUGGGAGAUCCCAGUACCGACAGUUCUUUACGAGAGCACAAACGCAGCGUCCCAAUCUAAUUGGCCUAACAUCUGGGGAGAUGGAUACAAAUCCAAGAGCUGCCAAUAUUAUCAUCCAGACUGAGCCUCCCAUUCCUAUCACAAAUAACAGCAGCAAUGUCACUCGAGUUGUCCUGGAACCAGACAGCAGGAAAAGAUCUCCAAGUAGCAUGGAAUGUCCACCAUUAAAGAAGCCCUGGCUGGGAAAGCAAGCAAAUAACAACCAGAACAAGCCAGGAUUCUUGAAGAAGAACCAGUAUACAAACACCAAACUGGAAGUGAGGAAAAUUCCCCCAGACCUGAACAACAUCACACAGCUCAAUGAGCACUUCAGCAAGUUUGGAACUAUCGUCAACAUUCAGGUUGCUUUCCAAAACGACCCUGAGGCUGCUCUAAUUCAGUACUUGAAUAAUGACGAGGCCAGGAAGGCCAUUUCCAGCACAGAGGCCGUUCUCAACAACCGCUUUAUCCGAGUGCUGUGGCACAGGGACAGUGAGCAGCAGCCCCCAGUGCUGCAGCAGCAGCAGACACCCACUCAGCCUCUCCACCACCAGCUUCACCUUCAGCAGCAAGCCCUGACCACGACACCUGCUGUGACCAUGCACAGCAAUCUCUCAAAGGUGAUGAACAAACCCCUGGCAUCUGGUGCCUAUGUCCUUAAUAAAGUCCCUGUAAAACGUCGCCUUGGAGCAGCAGGAGGAAACCAGUCUGACCUGAGCCAAACUGGGGCUGUGGUGGAGGAUUCUCAGACGUUUCCCACUCCCACAAGCCACUCAAAAAUGGUUUACAGCGCUUCACACCUCAAGGCACCUGGGAAGCCUGGUGCAGGGUCUAAACCACACGAUGUGCAAGAAGCCCUUAAAAAAAAACAGGAGGCAAUGAAACUCCAGCAAGACAUGAGGAAAAAGAAGCAGGAGAUGUUAGAAAAACAAAUUGAAUGCCAGAAGAUGUUGAUAUCCAAGCUGGAGAAAAACAAGGCCAUGAAACCAGAAGAAAGGGCAGAAAUAAUGAAGACCUUAAAAGAGUUAACAGGCAAAAUAUCUCAGUUAAAGGAUGAAUUAAAAACCUCAUCUACAACCUCCACAACAUCAAAAUUAAAGUCCAAGACAGAGGCACAAAAGGAACUUCUCGAUGCAGAGCUGGACUUCCAUAAGAGACUCUCUUCUGGAGAGGACACAACUGAGCUGAGAAAAAAGCUCAACCAGCUACAGGUCGAGGCUGCACGCUUGGGGAUCUUGCCGGCUGGCCGUGGGAAGAUGUCACCAGGCCAGGGGAGGGGCCGGGGCCGGGGCCGUGGUGGCAGAGGCAGGGGCAUGUUGAACCACAUGGUGGUGGAUCAUCGCCCCAAGGCACUGACAGUGGGAGGCUUCGUGGAAGAGGAGAAAGAUGAAUUGUUACAGCACUUCUCUAAAUUUGGAGAUAUUGAAGACCUUCAGGAGGAGGAUUCCCCGUUAAGUGUUGUCCUGACUUUUAAAUCGCGCUCAGAAGCUGAGAAUGCUGCUAACCAAGGAUCCCGCUUCAAAGACCGAAGGCUACAGAUAUCAUGGUACAAACCCAAGGUACCUUCAGUGUCCACCGAGAUCGAGGAAGAGGAAUCCAAGGAAGAGGAAACCGAGACCUCAGAUUUAUUUUUGCACGAAGAUGAUGACGACGACGACGAAGACGAGGACGAAUCACGUUCCUGGAGAAGAUGAAACUUGAUGUUGGAAAUGUAUAAUUUUAGGAAUAUAGUUCAAGCUACACCUUUUAAACAUUUAUUUAAGGAAGUUGAUGAGCCAAAAAAGAAAAAAGCUUUACUUUCUUUUCAAACCACAAGGUCUAAAGUGAGCAAAGUUGGUUACAAAACAUUUUGGAUCUAGAGCUGUGACACGAAGCUAGCCAAAGGCCCAGUGAAUUUUUACAUCCUUACCAAGCUCACCAGGCUGGUGAUAUUUUCUAUUUAAGGAGGAUGAAAAAGAGAGAGGGGAGUAAGAAAUAAUUGAUAUUUUCUUGUCCUCUUUGUGUCGCCUGUAUUACCUUGUGUUGGGUUUUUUAUAACGUCGUUGAUUUGUUGGGUUCUAAUUGAAAAGCUACCCCAGGUUUUAUUUAGCAAUAUUCUGGACUUGGGGGAAAGACACAAACUUUCAUUAAAUGUUAUGAAAGAAAAAAAUGGCCUCAUUUGCUAAUUGAGAAGGGGGAAACAUUGUAUUUCAAGUGGAAUCACUUGUUAUAGGAAUUAUUUGUGGCUAGAUCGAUACAUUUAUUGCAGUCUGUGAAGGCCACCAGGUUUUAUGUUUGACUGCUUUUUGGGGAGAGGAGGUGGAAGAAGCAGUUUAACAGGGUAUUGUCAUGUCAUUGUCCAGGUUGGUUGGUUGGUUUGUUCAAAUUCUGCUCCACAGAAAAGACCAGCAAUGGCCCCUGCUGGAGUGGAUUUUCACUUUUUUCUUGGUUCUCUGCCAUAGUUUCAGGGUAAGGUUCAUGUUAGAUUCUGUUUACUGCAUUUCAGUGUUGCUGAGCAGGAAUGUAAUGUUUCAUACUGAAAAACAACUAAACUGGCAGCUGCCUGCCAGCUCUCCCUCCUCUCCCUGUCACCAGCCCUUUGAUCUUCAACCCAAAUCCAUGAAGUGCUCAGAGCAAAAAUGCUUUUUAGCCAAGGCAGUGUUGGUGUCCUGCUCCAAGAGCAGUGUUAAACCUGUACUGGGAGUGGCCAGUCCCUAGAGGAGUGUUCAGAGCUGGGCUUGAGAGGUUCUGAGCUUACCUUCAAGAUAAGCACCAUUCCAUUCUCCAUUGCCUUACUGGUGUUCCACUGUAAGAACAGCACCUGUGAAUGGGGUGGUUCAAUAGUAUUGAGGAUCAGGGGGUCAGGUGCCUGAGCUGUACAUCUCCAUUGUGACAGCUCCUGCAGCUCCUGAGAUCUCCAGGUAGCCUUUCCUUGCCUGCCCCUUGCACUGUGCAGGUUCACUACAUUUCAGAUGCAUUUCUACAUGAGAUAAGCAGCUUCUGGGUGCAGAAAUGCUGUCCUCUGGUGCAGAAAUGCUCUCCUCCUGGGAAUAAUCAGCUUAGCAAGUUCCCAGCUGAGGGGAAAAUGCCCAUCAAACCCUCUAAAUGGCUCUGAGCUUGGCAGGUGGCCUGUAGCUGAGCAUGAUUCGAGGUCAGCAGUCCCCAAACUUCGUUAUCCUUCUGCUGUGGUGAUGGAUCAAAGCUCAAGCCAGUAUCACUUUGUUUCCCUGCCAUCAAAGGGAAUGUGUCUCAGUAUUGUCUCCAAGUUCAACCCCUAUAUAAUUAGGACUUUCCUGCUGAUUGAGGCUAACUUGCAGACAGGAGGAAACAAGGGGCAGCCACUCCAACAUCCUUACAAGUCUUGCUUUUCUCCCGUCACCUCCAGUGUUUCAUUUCAGUGUCUGUGGCUCACUCAGUGUAUAUUUUGCAAACUCCAUUGCAGCAAACCCAUCUUGAGUGCUGACAGUUUAAAAAGUGAUAGAGGGAACAAAAGGAUUUAUAUAUUUUUUUGUACAGAGCUUUUUCUUAAACUGUAUAAUUUUGUAAAUACUUUGCUUUUUUUGUGUACUAAAACUACCAGCCUAUAGAUUUCCAUGAGAACUGUUGUAUUUUUGUAUCUGGAAAAUGAAAACUGCAGUGAAUGGAUGAAAGCUGUAAGAGCAAUGGCAGUAGCCUUGGCACAGGUAGAAUGGGAUUCCUUUUCAUAUGGUUUUUCAUUUAGGGUGGCCCUGCCUGGCUGGCACCCUGUUCAGGGGCACUUUUGGGCCAGAGGGAGGCAAGUGGUGGCUUUAGCUGGUGAACUUGUGAGGGCUUCAUCCGAUUUCUGGGUUGGGUUUAUUCCCCUUUACAGCACGCACUGGCAGGCUUCCAUAAGUCCUCUGGGGAUAUCCCAAACAUGGUGAUUUCUAGGUGGUGAGGCAGAGUUGUGCUCCUGAACUUGGCUUGUGUGUGGAUAGUGAGCUGUGGGGUGGUUGGGGAGUGCAGGUGGUGGGCAGGGCAGCGGUGCCUGACUUGGGGGUGUAGGGAGCAGGAAAGCUCUUGGAAGUCGCCUUUUUGCCACAGCUUAGGGAGCUCCCUGGAUUUUAGGCUCUGUUGUGCUGUUUGGGGAUUUUUGUUCAACAGGUAACACAACAGCGCUGCUUGCUUGCUGUGGCAACGCUUCCCUGGCAAAUUCACCUGUAUUUUCAAGGGGUACCCUGGGCCAGCUCAGAGCCAGCACCGUCACUCCUGUGCCCA